CCUGGUGCCAAUACGGCUGCUUACACUGCGACAUGUUCUCCGCGUGAUCCUUGUAUAUUGGAUUGAACACCUGGUUAUUCUGCGACUUGUAUCGCAGAAUUUCAUGAUUCAUCGAUGGAGGAUGUGAGAUUCUACGUGACGGAUGAGGGAAAGAGUUCUACAAUCGCAUUCAGCGUCCCUGCAACAGAUGACAAUCACGGGAAGGGACUGAAGCCUAGUGACGGGGCAAAGUCUCCUCCCCUCACUCCCGUCACUGAAGAUCCCUCGCACAGAGGUCAUGCUGCUGACAAAGGGGAAAAUAAGGAAAGUCAUGGUGCACCAAAGGAACUUUUAAGGUUGAGUAAGAGGGACUCACCACCAAGCAGCAGUCGAGUGCGCUCAGCAUCCACUGGACGUGGCAAAAAUGAUGACCUAAGAGCUAGAUACUGGGCAUUAUUGUUUGAGAACUUGCGGCGGGCAGUGGAUGAGAUCUACCAGACUUGUGAGAAGGAUGAAAGCAUUUUGGAAUGUAAGGAGACCAUCUUGAUGCUGGAGAAUUAUACACGGGAUUUCCACAGCUUGAUUGACUGGUUAAAGCUCAAGUGGGAGUAUGAGAACACCCCACCUCGUCAAAGACCUACUUCGUUUGCCUGGGAGAUUCGAAAGACCACCUCCAACAAAUACAGGGUUGAGACCAGACCAGGGGAACCUGAGAAGGCAGCUCCCUUUUGCUCUCUGAGAAGAUACAUUAACUUCACCCUAAAAUCAGCUUCUGUCCAAACUGAAGAUGAAAUGGAUGAAGGAGCAAAUGAAACCCCUAUUCUCCCUUUUUCACUUGAAAUACCCAUUCCUAAAUCAAGCAUUGAGUCACAGACCUCCCCCAUAUCACCAGCCCCAGACAAGUCAACCUUUAAUGAGGUGGACCUCACUCAAGAUCAGUUUGUCCAGACUGAUGAUAUAGGUGAAGAGGAGCUCUCUCAUUUGGUAUGUGCCAGUGCAGAGGAUGAAUCAGUUGAUGAGACUCAACUAAGUGAGAACCAGACUGAGGAGAAGAGUGUGGGUGAGAACAGUAACCCUCUGUACCUUCAACCUUGUCUGGAAAUAAAACAAGUCAUUGAUGAAAAGACUGAGGACAAGACAAAGUUGUCCUUAGGGAAGCCCAAGUCUCCCAUCCCUGAAUUGGCAGCAUCUAAUGAAGGGUCUACCAUAAUGGUACAGUCAGUUCAGCUGAAGCCCCAGAUUCCAACAAAUCGAGCAUGGUUGCUACGGAGCAUGGCCAUUCGUUCUGGAAAUGUGGGGAAGGGUGGAUGGUGGGGCACACCAGUACGUGGACCUAGUGCACCUAAUACCCCCAUUGUGAGGCCCAGAAUCACUCUUCAGUCACAGGCUCCACUAAGAAGUAAUUUGAGUAUAGGAUGCAUGAGGAGAGGAGGGGCAAGAGGGAAGGCUGUGAUGGGAAACACCAGGCCCACAAAUCCAUCACGGCUCUGUGGUUCCACAUCAUCUAUCAGCAGUAGCUGUUCUUCUUCCACCAGUUCUACAGGACAAGGGCGACGCAAGAUCAUUGAUGAAGAUGGGUGGGAGAUGGUGCAGGGGCGUUCCCGUUCCAAGCACAUUCAACGGAGCCAAGCUAGAAAUGCUGGUUCAGGGGAUGUAUCUCGGUCAACAGAGAAUGUCCAACAAGCCAGCAGGAGCAAUGUGAGCCCUGGACUGGGACACAAGGGUGUUUCUUCAAAGUGGCGCAUGCACAUCCCCAGCUCUGCCAUGUCUCUCCCUUCAGUUGUUAUCAUCGAUCAGGAUACAAGCCAUGUAUCUCCUUCACAUUCACAGAGACCAUCUCCAAAAGAGCAAUUUUCAGAGGAGAAGGAUAAGGAGGGGAGAAAAGAGGAGGAGGAGGAGGAUGAAGAAGAGGAGGAGGUGGAUACAUCAAGUCAAGGACAACAAACAAAGACUGCUGGAAGGGGAUCAGGCUAUGGAUCAAGCAAAAAGGAUCUCACAACCAAGGCCUACCGGGAUGCCACAAAGCAGCAGCAGAAAGGGAAUGGGACUGAGAAAGGGAGAAAUCCAGAGAGGAAAAAGAGUGACCCAAGUAGCAGAAAACUCAAUGAAGAGGUUUGCCCUAAAGAUGCUACCACUGACCUGGAAUUGAGGAAUGAAGUUAAAUCUGUCAGGGAAACGAUGGAGUUGACUGAUUUUCCUCUUGAAGAUCAGGGCAAGAAAGAUGAAGUAGAAGAGGAUGAGGAGGAUAGGAAGCAGUAUCAAGAAAUGAAGGCAUGUGAUGCUGCCAUUGAGUCUGCCCUACAAGAAGAGCAGAAUCUUCAAAAGGAGAUCUUUGAGACUGAGAAGCAGGACAUUCAGAUGUUAGAUGCAGAGGAGGAAGUUGGUGAUCUGGAAUCUAAGGAAUCACAGGAUCAUAGGUCACUUGAAGAGGAAUAUGACAGCAUUCUUUCUGGAAUGUCCUGGGGAGACCAGAUGGACUUCCUGGAGGAAAUAGCCCGAGAGCCUGGGAGGGCAAUGCAAAUGCAUGAGAAGCUGUCCACCCAAGUCCGGAAGCGGACAUCCGAGGAGACACUCAAACGACAUGAGGAGAAGCAAGCUAAGGCCCAGGAACUUCGUGAAAAGCUUCUGGAACAAAAAGCCAACAAACUCAAAGAGCUUUCAAAGAAGAUUGAAGAGGUGCGAGCAACAAAAAACCAGCUGUUGGAUGAUCAUCGUCGGAUGAUUGAAGUGAACUUGAAACGUGCCGAGGAGAAGCGCAAUUGUCAUCUCCGACACAUUGUUCACAAGGCACAUGAUGAGGAGGAGAAAGCAAAAGAAAUAGCUUUCAUCAACAUCCUGGAGGCACAGAACAAGAGACAUGACUUCCUAACCCAGUCCCAGAUUCAGGAAGCACGACUGGCAGACCUUCAGGAAGAGAGACAAAGAAAGCAUCAGGACAAAGCAGCCAAGGAGGCAGCUGCUGAGGAGAGAAGAAAAGUAAUGGAAGCAGAACGUUUGGCCCGCAUCGAGCAGAGACACGAGAGACGCCGCAAACAGAUCCAUCUCUACGAAGAGAAGGAGAAGGAACGACAGGAGGCUGCUCGUGAGAAGGCCAGGGAUCGAGAAGAGCGGCUGUGUGCAUUGCAGGCAGCCCAUGCAGCCACUGUUGAAGAGUUGCAGAAAAAGAUUCAGCAGAAACAGGAAGAGAGUGCAAGACGGCAUGAGGAGAAAAUCGAGGACAUUCGACGCAAAGCAUUUGAAUCUUCUGUUCUUCGAUGUUCCUCUACCAUGGAUGAUGCACCUCGUCUCAUUCCUUAUGAGACCAAGAAGAUGUGCACACUUUGCAAUGUCCUUAUCGGUUCCGAGGUGUACCUCCUCAGUCACUUGAAGGGGCGGAAACACAGGGAAGCCAUCUGUGAGCAUAGUUCAGGGAUGAACCCAACACGGGAGCAGCUUGGGGUUCUGAACCUGAAGCACAUUGUGGAUGCUCCCUCUGACCAAAUUGAUCCUCACAUUCAACUGGACAAAGAACGACAAAAGGCCUUGCGCAAGCGCUGUCGUAAGCUCCGGCAACGAAUGGCUGCUCGAGGAGAGGAGUACAUGAAAUGUUUUGCCUCUGAAGAGGAAGGGAAGGGGAAGAGAUUACUUGGUCAUGCCCCAAAUGGAUCCAAGAUAGAAAGACUAUUGAAAGAGAUGAAGAAAGUGAAGGAAAAUGAGGGGAGAGGUCCCUGGGACCAGGCAUCCUCCCAAGCCUUGGAUCGAGCACUUGGAGGACUUGAACGUAUCCUCACUCACCAGAAUUUGAAGGACCAGUAUGUCCUGAGAAUGGGAGGAGGCUUUCAGCUGCUGUUGGAGCUUCUGGCUACCCUGCGCUCUAGUGGACACAAACUACUUAUCCCUGCUAAGUGUUUGUCUCGUGUUGCCUUUGUCUGGCACCUGGGCUGUGUGGACAAUGCUGAGAAUGCAUCUUUCACUCUCCAGAGUAACUGUAUCAGCCAUCUCAUUGACUUUGCCUUCAAGCAGUUAAAUGAAAUGGUUCCAGAUAAUGCAAGUUUUCUGCCUGGCGGUGGAAAUAGCGGGGAUCCGGGCCGGCCUUGGAAGCCGGACCCAGUGGCCUCUAGACUCCUUCAGUUGUUGGCAACCGUGUUUGCAGGACUCCAAGAAGCCAGGCCUUCCGCACCGGAGUCUCACUGGUUCAAGGUCCAGGAUGCCCUCAGGUAUUUUCCUUUUGGCUGCUUGAUGCUCGACUGGGAGAAAGAGACUAUAGAAAGAAUGGACCCUGGUUCGUUCCCUGUAUCCUUGGUGAAGGGAAGGGAAGAGACAGGAUUGGAUGUGACAGGGAAGGGACUGUGA
Molecule: messenger RNA, 4311 nt
Organism: Darwinula stevensoni
Lineage: Eukaryota; Metazoa; Arthropoda; Ostracoda; Podocopida; Darwinulidae
Source: the annotation of a GenBank genome assembly